Molecule: messenger RNA, 1066 nt
Organism: Lytechinus variegatus (green sea urchin)
Lineage: Eukaryota; Metazoa; Echinodermata; Echinoidea; Temnopleuroida; Toxopneustidae
Product: glutathione S-transferase theta-1-like
Exons: 5
Coding region: 219-899 (226 amino acids)
Biological process (GO): glutathione metabolic process
Cellular component (GO): cytoplasm
Molecular function (GO): glutathione transferase activity
Source: RefSeq, a predicted model, not a curated record
CAAAAGAACUCCCGCUUCGAUUUGCAAUAAUAGUCUUUUGUUGAACUCAAUAUUUAUUCCACAAUCUCAAAGUUCGGCCAGUCAUGUGACCACUUAGAUCUUUAUAUUACCUACACGACCGAUACGUCUGUACUGAAUAGGAGAUCUUGCUUGAUUAUCAUCGUCAAAGAACACACAAUUUCUUCGAAUCCACGUCUGACGAGGAAAAAUUAUUCAUCAUGGUUGUCAAGAUUUACAUUGAUAUGCUAUCCCAGCCUUGCCGAUCGCUCAUCAUCUUCCUCAAGAACACAAAGAUUCCGUUCGAAUUGGUAACGGUCAACCUCCGAGAUGGUAGUCAUAUGAAACCAGAAUACAAGAAAAUUACACCUCUGUGCACUGUACCAGCUAUUCAAGAUGGAGACUUUAGUAUGGGGGAAACCAUGGCAAUCAUUAGGUAUUUGGCGACGAAGUAUUCAGACCUAGUCCCUGACCAUUGGUACCCGAAGGAUCUAGAGAAAAGAGCCAGAGUUGAUGAAUACAUGGCCUUUCAUCAUACAGGAACAAGAGGGGGAUGUGGUCGUAUCUUUUACAGUGAGAUCGUUAUCCCAAUGCUAUCUGGAGGAAAGGAGCAUGCAUCGGAGGAAAAAUUGAAGAAUGACGAAGAAAAUCUUACCAAGCAGCUUGAUAAGCUGGAGCAUGCUUUCUUACAGGACAAUGCUUGGCUGGCCGGGGAUGACAUCUCAGUUGCUGAUGUGCUGGCCGUUUCUGAGAUAAUGCAGAAUACCAUUAAUGGGCGCGAUGUAACAGAGGGUCGACCUAAACUCAGGGCUUUUGUUGAUCGUGUGAAAACUCGCCUCAAUCCAACAUUUGACGAAACUCACGCAGUAUUGUACGAAUUUAGGGCUAACUAUAAGAAAUAGAUGCCAAUUAUCAUAACAUUCCUGCACCCAUCAUAAUUGUUAAAAUGUUCUAAUGAGUCAAUGAAUAUCGGAUUUAACGUCUUCAACGUGAACUCUAAAAAGUGAAUUUAUCUUUGGUCUGUUCAGAGCAAUUGAUACAUGUCAUGUAUUUUACUAUAUUAUCAUGA